AGUUGAGGCACAGUCACACAGUUGCAGUUAGCAGACUUUAGCUGCCUGCUUUCGCGUUUCGACGGCCAGAAUGAAGUUUCACUACAGUUUUGACAGUGAAUCGUCGUGGAGAAAGGUGAAAACCGGCAAAUGGCUCAUGCAGAGAUUGCCGAAGACGCGUAGGAAAGCACACCCCUACAAACGCCACUCUCCAGCUGACAAGUCGCAGGUCCUGGACCUUCCAGUGACAACACCGUGGCAAGGGAACAACCCCGCCCCGUCCAGCCCCAGUACCUCUGCUAACCAGGACCACAUCGGUGUAGUAGCUGAGAUGAAUGCAAUCCUUUCCGCUUUCACCAACAGAUUGUUGUCCAAUCAGAUGGAUGUGGACAUGGAUGCUGAGGAGUACAACAGUGACAGUGUGUCUGGCAGAGAGAGUGGCGGAUCAUCGAUGACCGGAUACUCCCUGAACAGCUCACGCAGCGAAGACCUGGACCUCAUGGACGCGGAUGACUUCGAGAACAACCCCAGUACCUCUGCUAACCAGGACCACAUCGGUGUAGCUUUCACCAACGGCUUCUCGUCCAAUCAGGCUCCUACAAGAAAGAGGAAGCGAUCCAGUGAUGACGAGUCCUCUGAGUUGCCGGAGAAGAGGAGAUGCCCAUGUACAGAUGCCAGCAACUCUGCCAAUGGCCCUGCUAUCAGCUCUGCCAGCAGCUCUGCCAGCAACCCCUCCAGCAGCUCCGCUAUCAGCUCUGCCAGCAGCUCCGCCAGCAACCCCUCCAGCAGCUCUGCUGUCAGCUCUGCCAGCAGCUCCGCCAGCAACCCCUCCAGCAGCUCCGCUAUCAGCUCUGCCAGCAGCUCCGCCAGCAGCUCUGCCAGCAACCCCUCCAGCAGCUCCGCUAUCAGCUCUGCCAGCAGCUCCGCCAGCAGCUCUGCCAGCAACCCCUCCAGCAGCUCCGCUAUCAGCUCUGCCAGCAGCUCCGCCAGCAGCUCUGCCAGCAACCCCACCAGCAGCUCCGCUAUCGGCUCCACCAGCAGCUCCGCCAGCAACCACAAACCAAAAGGCACAACAGGAAGGCUAUUAAGGUGUCUUGGGUGAAAUGGCGUCACGACUCAUGAAAUAUGAACAACAUCACCACAGUGGAAUUCCAGGUCUACCCCUGAUGCUCAGGCGUCUAAGGUCCAGUGAUGGAUGGCUUAACGCCCAGAAGCCUGUGAGCUGGGCACCGAGUGGGUACUCUUUGCGGCCGAGGAAGUAAUACAGUUGAGUACCAGAUGGAGAUGAUGCGGAUCCUGAGGCAUGUCAACAUCGACCAUCUGCACGUCAGCUGGACCAGUCCACACUACAUGGAGACUUCCUGAACAGAGCUCUGCUGGACUCUCAGUUCAACUACCAACAUGCUACAGAGGAGUCUUUGGUUCUGUCAAUAUAAGAUAGGUAUUACUUGCAUUUAUGAUUAGGUAUAUGGUACGUGGUUCCGUAUAUUCAACACAAUGUAGAUGGGAGAACCAUGAUAGUCAAAUUAUUAUAUGAUAGUUUGAUCAUUUAUGUUGAAUUAUUUACUGUAAGCAUAAAUUUUAAAAGACAGAAGACAAGUGCAAAAAUUGACACCAAACAUUUUUGAAGUAAAUCUAAAACUAAACCAAAAAAUCAGCACUAAUUUUAUGCUGACCAGAACAUUUAGCGGUAUUUUGUAUUUUUCCUUAUGGUGCUCAAACCCAGACUGCAAAAGAUAAUGCACAUGUGCCUUACCCAAUUUUACAACAUCAAAACAACAAAUAAUUUAUAUGAAUGAAUUUAUUAGUUCUGUUUAUGUAUGUAUACAGGUGUAUCUGGUCACUCAGUAUAAUGAAGACACAGAGGGGAUCAUUAUCAUAAUAUAUUCUAUUUUCAUUUUCAUUCUAUUUGCAUAUCUUUAACAUCACUACCUUGUAAAAAGAAAAAAAAUUGUCUCUGGGCUUGGGUAAGAAUCCUUUUGCUAGUGAGUAAUGAAAACAUUAACUUAAAAUACAGAGUAGAAAUUUCUUGAAACUGCAACUGGAAUCCCAUCUAAACAAGAUUUUAGAUUUAUCAUCUGAAAAGAUCUAUCAAGUGAUUGAAUUAAACAAUACUUUCUGUGUGAGCAGACCCAUACAGCUCACUUAUCAUAAGCUAUGGGGGAAAAUGCAACAGUUGAGAAUUCUUUGGUAAGAGGCAACAUGGGUGUCCUUAAAGGAAUGUAGGUUAGAAAAAAAUUCUUGUUGCUAAUGAUUUCUCCAGGAUUUAAGAUUCGUAAUUUCUGUACAUUCUUUCUGGUAUAGUUUAUAUUUGCUAGAAACUAGAAAAUAUUUUGUGCCACUCUACCCAAACUCCAUCCACCUGGCCCUUGCCCUGAUGCGUUGAUCUGCUGUCUUUUCUUUC
Branchiostoma floridae (Florida lancelet) is the source of this 2383-nucleotide messenger RNA. Its product is annotated as putative protein TPRXL. The record is from RefSeq and is a predicted model, not a curated record. NCBI's taxonomy places the organism in Eukaryota, Metazoa, Chordata, Leptocardii, Amphioxiformes, Branchiostomatidae. The transcript has 13 exons. The coding region runs from base 71 to 1081 and encodes 336 amino acids.